ACAAUCAUCAGAGCUAUUCAUUGGAGAAGCAGAAGGACCAAACCAAACCACACCUGGCUGCAUGCAGACCACUCACACUAGUUGGAGGAGCAGUUUGGGCAGCGAAAUGGCACUUCUCCUGAGUCUUCUCUGCACCUUGUGCCUGGUGGGGCAAGUUCUUGGCCAGGACAUGCCUUAUGAGGAAUAUAUGGCCCAGAUUCAAGCCUGCCCUAAAGAGUGUCGCUGCCCCCCCAACUUCCCUCGUGCUGUCUACUGUGAUAAUAAAGCCCUGAAGAGCAUCCCCCAAAUCCCUAAAUACACAUGGUAUCUCUACCUGCAGAACAAUCUAAUUGAGGUCCUGUCAGCAGAUGCCCUGCGUAACGCCACACAGCUGCGCUGGCUGAACCUAAACCGCAACAAAAUCUCCAGUGAGGGAGUGGAAGAAGGUGUCCUAAGUACAAUGUCUCACCUGGCGCACCUCUACAUGGAUGACAACCUCUUGUCCUCUGUGCCAUCUCCACUGCCAGCUAGCCUAGAGCAUCUACUUCUCUCUCGCAAUCGAAUUUCCAAGAUCCCUGCUGGUGUCUUCAUUGGUCUGGAUAAGCUCAACCUCUUGGACCUCCAGGGGAACAAGCUGAUGGAUGAAGAUGUGACUGAGGUGAGCCUGAAGGGUCUAAACAACCUGGUACAGAUCAAUCUAGCCAAGAACCAGCUGAGUAGCAUGCCACUUGGCUUACCACCCACCACUACACAACUUUUCCUUGAUGGCAACAACAUUGAGAAGAUCCCAGCCGGCUACUUCAAAAGUUUGCCAAAAGUGGCAUUUCUGAGGCUCAACCACAACAAGCUUGGCAGCAGUGGAGUUCCGAAAAAUGUGUUUAAUGUCUCCAGCAUUUUGGACUUGCAGCUGUCCCACAACCAGCUGACUGAGGUUCCCCUCAUUCCCUCAGGCCUUGAACACCUUCACCUUGACCACAACAAUAUCAAAAGUGUAAGUGGCGCCGUCUGUCCUGUCGCCGUCGACACUGUGGAUGACUCUAUCAAUGAAAGUGUUCCUCGACUGCGCUACCUUAGACUGGAUGGCAAUGAGAUUAAGCCACCGAUUCCCAGGGAUGUCAUUCUGUGCUUCCGUCUCCUGAGGUCCAUUGUCAUCUAAAAUAAAUCCUAAUUAAAUUCUAAUUUCCUUCAACUGAUGAUGAUAUGUGAAUCCAUGCAACAAUAGUGAUAUGAGUAAUUUUUGCAUGUUUGUGAAGCUCAAAUAUUUGACACUAGUUGGCAUCAACUUGUUUGCUGUGAAUUAAGAAAAAGUUCCUUUCAGUUCCAGAAAACAUUGAUCUUUUUAUUGAUAUUUGAAUAAAAUCUAAAAGAAAGUACAAAAUUGACAAGGAACUGAUGGGUUAGAAGCUUUACUGACGCUGCAAUCUGUUGACAAUUAGAUGUGCCUUAUUUUGGUGUAAACAUCUGCAUGUACAAUUCAGAAUGAAAAUCUGAUUAUAAUAUAGCAUGACAGUGAUUUAGACAGAUAGGAGGACAAAAUGUGUUGAUGACAUGUUGAGGACUCAUUGUCAUUAUGCUUCUUUGAGCAGGAGGCAAAGCUUAUC
Messenger RNA from Perca flavescens (yellow perch), 1580 nucleotides. It is a transcript of the gene kera, whose product is annotated as keratocan. The record is from RefSeq and is a predicted model, not a curated record. Gene Ontology annotation, molecular function: protein binding. The transcript is spliced from 3 exons. The coding region runs from base 62 to 1135 and encodes 357 amino acids. NCBI's taxonomy places the organism in Eukaryota, Metazoa, Chordata, Actinopteri, Perciformes, Percidae.